This is a messenger RNA of Entelurus aequoreus (snake pipefish), 1001 nucleotides long. RefSeq names its product MKRN2 opposite strand protein-like. NCBI's taxonomy places the organism in Eukaryota, Metazoa, Chordata, Actinopteri, Syngnathiformes, Syngnathidae. The record is from RefSeq and is a predicted model, not a curated record. The coding region runs from base 52 to 726 and encodes 224 amino acids. The transcript is spliced from 4 exons.
GCGUUGGUCUCCGCCCCCACUUCCGGUCCAGUUGUCAGUCCACAGUCCUUCAUGGAGCUCGGAGAUCUGCUGCGAUUCACACACUGCGGGAAGACUGUGUUCACACUGGCAGACGCAGCGGGUCUGUGGUGCCCUGUGUGUGGACAGAAAGUACGGUUCGCCCUGUCUGAUGCCCCGGUCCGAAUCCGAAGUCCAAUUAGAGACGGGCACCACGCGAGCUGCUGCUUCCUUGUGACGUCACAGGGAGGUACAGCCAGCCUCAGUGAAGAGAAAGAUUCAGAGCUCCAUGUUGGCAUCUCCAGCUCUGAUGGACUGGUGUUCAGUUAUACAGAGUUUGGCGUUCAGCGUCAGGUGCAGGGCUGGGAACAGAGCAUCAUCAUCCCUCUGGUCGCCCCCGGCAACCACAUCUCAGACUUUAAAAGAAAGUGGGACACACAACUAGGGGAGUUUGCCGCCCUGGACAUCUGGACGCCAGACAGGUUUCAGGAGGAGAGGGAGUUUGGCUCGUGUUGCUAUGGUUUCGCUCUGGGCUUCAUUAACCGGGUGAUGACGUUGCAGGGAAAGCAGUCAAUCAGCAGAGAGUGUUUCACCUCUCACUACGUGCUCCCCAGGAUUGAGAGCGCCUCUCGAUACCUGUCAGUGUUCCAUCACGUCCGUCGCCAUGGAUACUGUGGUGCUGAAGGGAACCUUGAACAACUUUCAGACUGGAACGCUUUUGUCUCCUAGGUUCUUUGAACUUACCGCCAGCUUGGACUAGACCAGAAGGUCUGUUUCCAUGGCGACGGCUUCACACGUGACGUGCAAAGAGUGUCAGUUUGUGCUCGGCUCACACGUCGGUCAGGUCACGUUUUGACAGACGACAUGGAUUUACAAGCUGCAUCCGUGGAAGAUGAUAAUGCUACUGUCCAAACAUUACAAUAAUUACAGUAAUAACAUUGAUGUAACACUUUCCUGACUUAUAUUUUUUUUGACAACAUUAAAAGUAGAACCAGAGGAAGGCA